AUGGCAUAUUGCGCCAGGCGCACUUUCGCAUUGGCUGCUAGGCUUGAGCGAGAUACCAUUUCAAGCCCCCAGAAACUCCCAUACGGUGUGCGCCUCAUUCAAACAUCUCAACAACCAGAGAAUGUAGAAUGGGUGGAACUUGCCAAAGAAAGAAUGAGAAGACAAGCAGUGAUCGAAUACUUUUCUAAAUUAGGGUCUACCAAAAAUCGAAAUACCUCGUUCCAACCGCACCACACUCUCCACAAGCCCACACCACCCACUGACCUCACCAUGUCCGCUCUCGUCGCCGCCGGUGCACAUCUCGGAAGCUCCUCUGAAUCCACUCGGCCUACUUUCCUUCCUUACGCAUAUGGUCAUCGCGCUGGUAUCACGAUCAUUGAUUUGGACACCACGCUCCCCCUGUUAAGGAGAGCAUCUAAUGUCGUGCGUGAGGUCGCCAAAAGCAAAGGGCUUAUAUUAUUUGUUGGCACAACUGAGGACCUUGCACCAUGUGUCCGAAAAGCAGCUCAGCGACUGGGCUCACAAGGAUUUCAUGUGGGAACCACAUGGAAACCCGGGACUCUCACUAACUCUUGGGAGCUAUUUGGAUCAGACACGAUGAUGAACCUCAACACGACUCCUGACCUUGUCAUAUUUAUGAAUCCGCUACAAAAUUUACACGCCAUCCGUGAAUGCGCAAUCUCGCGCAUACCUACGAUUGGCAUUAUCGACUCUGACGUGGACCCUCGUGUCGUAAUGUACCCUAUUCCUGCAAACGACGAUAGCAUCCGGACUGCAGAAUUGAUCGCAGGCGUCUUGAGUAUGGCCGGAAAAGAAGGGAUUGAACGAGCUGCGGCGGAGAGAGCCUUUGCACAGAGUCAAAGUCGGAGGGCACGACCAGAGGGGGCGGAGGAAGAAGAAUGA
Rhizoctonia solani is the source of this 903-nucleotide messenger RNA. Its product is annotated as ribosomal protein S2. Lineage: Eukaryota; Fungi; Basidiomycota; Agaricomycetes; Cantharellales; Ceratobasidiaceae. The transcript has 3 exons. Gene Ontology annotation, biological process: translation. Bases 1 to 903 code for a protein of 300 amino acids. The record is from RefSeq and is a predicted model, not a curated record. Gene Ontology annotation, molecular function: structural constituent of ribosome. Gene Ontology annotation, cellular component: ribosome; mitochondrial small ribosomal subunit.